Pteronotus mesoamericanus is the source of this 3723-nucleotide messenger RNA. It is a transcript of the gene GDA, whose product is annotated as guanine deaminase. Gene Ontology annotation, cellular component: cytosol. Gene Ontology annotation, molecular function: zinc ion binding; guanine deaminase activity. Bases 110 to 1474 code for a protein of 454 amino acids. The transcript has 14 exons. NCBI's taxonomy places the organism in Eukaryota, Metazoa, Chordata, Mammalia, Chiroptera, Mormoopidae. Gene Ontology annotation, biological process: guanine catabolic process. The record is from RefSeq and is a predicted model, not a curated record.
GCUGGUGCCCGCUUAGCAGCCACCCGCAGUCGCAGCAGCUCUCGCCGCGCCUCUCCAUCCGGUGCGCCCUUCUUGGCCCGCGAACCCCGCGCUGCGCUCGGUCGCUGUUAUGUGUGCCGCCCGGAUGCCACCCUUGGCGCACAUCUUCCGAGGGACGUUCGUCCACUCCACUUGGACCUGCCCCAUGGAGGUGCUGCGGGAUCACCUCCUCGGCGUGAGCGACAGCGGCAAAAUAGUGUUUUUAGAAGAAGCAUCUCAACAAGAAAAGCUGGCCAAAGAAUGGUGUUUCAAGCCAUGUGAAAUAAGAGAACUGAGCCACCAUGAGUUCUUCAUGCCUGGGCUGGUUGAUACACACAUCCAUGCCCCUCAGUAUUACUUUGCUGGGAGUCAUGUAGACCUGCCGCUUCUGGAGUGGCUGACCAAGUAUACGUAUCCUACAGAACUCAGAUUCCAGAGCACCGAUUUUGCUGAAGAAGUGUACACUAGAGUUGUCAGGAGAACACUGAAGAAUGGAACAACCACAGCUUGUUACUUUGCAACAAUUUACACUGACUCAUCUCUGCUCCUUGCAGAAAUUACAGAUAAAUUUGGGCAGCGGGCAUUUGUGGGCAAAGUCAACAUGGAUAAGAAUGACACUUUUCCAGAAUAUAAGGAAACCACUGAGGAAUCAAUCAAGGAAACAGAGAGAUUUGUGUCAGAAAUACUCCAAAGGAACUAUCCUAGAGUGAAGCCCAUAGUGACACCACGUUUUGCCCUUUCCUGCUCUGAGACAUUGAUGCGUGAACUUGGAAACAUUGCAAAGACCCACGAUUUGCACAUUCAGAGCCAUAUAAGUGAAAAUCCUGAUGAAGUUGAAGCUGUGAAAAACUUAUACCCCUGUUAUAAAAACUAUACAGAUGUGUAUGAUAAAAACAAUCUUCUGACAAAUAAGACAGUGAUGGCACAUGGCUGCUACCUUUCUGCAGAAGAACUGGAUAUAUUCAGGGAACGAGGAGCAUCGAUCUCAUUUUGUCCCAAUUCUAACAUAUCGCUCUGCAGUGGUUUUCUCAAUGCGGUGGAAGUGCUGAAACAUGACGUGAAACUAGGGCUGGGUACAGAUGUGGCUGGUGGUUAUUCACCUUCCCUGCUUGAUGCAGUCAGAAAAGCAAUGGUGGUUUCCAAUACACUUUUAAUUAAUAAGAUAAAUGCAAAAGGCCUCACCGUGGAGGAGGUAUUCAGACUAGCUACUCUUGGAGGCAGCCAAGCUCUAGGGCUGGAUAGAGAGAUUGGAAACUUUGAAGUGGGCAAGGAAUUUGAUGCCCUUUUGAUCAAUCCCAAAGCAUCAGACUCUCCCAUUGAUCUGUUUUAUGGGGAUUUAGUUGGUGAUGUUUCUGAGGCUGUUAUCCAGAAGUUUCUCUAUCUAGGAGAUGACCGAAAUAUUGAGGAGGUUUAUGUGGGUGGAAAGCUAGUGGUUCCCUUUUCAAGCUCAGUCUAAGACCCUCAGCAUCUGCGAGUUUUCCUGGAUGACAUGGUUCUGCACCUCCCUUGUGCCCAGGAGGAGUUAGAAAGUUAAAAAAUAGUACCUUGUUCUUGGGAUGAUUAUCUCUUUGUGUGUCUACUUACAGUAUUCACUUGACAAAUUGAAGGAAGUUGCACUAAUUUUCAGUUCUGUGGUCGGGAGGAUUAAAAAUUUCUCCCUUUUGAGCUGUUCAGAUUUACUUUGAGCUUAAACAUAAGAGAAUGUUAUUACUAGUGCUGUUCUUAUUAUGAGAUUUAAGUAAAAUCUAUUGCAUAUUUGGAAAUGUGGAGAAGAAAGAUAUUCCUAUUAGGUUAGAUAUUUUGAGCUAAAUAAGUGUGAAAAUUAGAUAUGGAAAAUGAAGCGGUGAGUAUAUUUUUAUGAGAGAGAAAAAGACUAUGAACAAACAUUGGAAAAAUCACUUCAGAUUGUUUGCAAAUUAUAUACUGAGCUUACUAAUUUAAAAAGGGAAGUUAUUGAAUUUUUAAAUGUAUUUCCAGAUUGACUUUGUGUUCUGGAAAAUUGCACUUAAUGGAAUUUGUAUUUCAGAGGUUAGUUAUUGUUGUGCUUUGCCUUCUUUGGGGAUGAAUCGUCAGAAAUUGAAUGCCAUGUGCUUUCUUACUAUAGUUUUGUGCUUCAAAGUAUUUGACAGAAGAUGGAUAUUUAAAGUCUCUUAGGACUAUUAUUCGUGUAACUACAUGGCAUAAAUAGUUGUAUGUGUGUGUACUUAAUGUAUAACUAUGUGAUGCUAUUAUUACUUCAGUUUUAUUAUAAAUGAAACAAAGCCAACACUCCACUGUUGUGUAGACUGGAAUCUUCAUAAAUUGGAGCAACAGAAGCUGUCAAUACUAAAAGCAAGGGUUUCGUUACAAUGACUUAUUCUCCCCAAGAAUUAAGCCAUAGUUGCUGGCAAUUUCAUACUCAGAUCAAUCUGUUAAAACUUUCAAAUGAAGGACAAAUCCUAUUAAAAGAAAUAUUAAAAAUCUUUAAACCCUGCAUAUUGAAAGCACUCUAUUUUUCAAUUUUAUCCUAUUGUCUUUUUAAUUCCUAAUAAUUUUAGGGCAUUAGAAUUUUGGGUAAUGAAAAAUAGAUACCUCACUUACUGUUUGUAUGAAUAGGAUUUAAUCUGUACUAGACAUCUAGAAACAUUAAACAAAGCAAAGAGUAUUUUUACAUUUCCUGAGUACUUUUUCCCAUAACCUUGAAUUAAAAACCAAUUAUGACUACGAUAAGUCCUUAAGAAAUAUUGAUGUGAAUGUUAUUUAAAUACUAUACUUUUUCUAAUUUGAUUUCAAAUAAUAUAAAUUAAGAAGGAAAAGGAGUAGAUUUUCUUACUAUUUUAUAACACUCAUACCUAGGGCUUAGGUUUGACCUCCUAAUCAUUAUCUUAUAGAUGAGAAUUUUAUCUUAUGUAGCUAACUCCCCGUAAAUAGAGCUAAGAAAAUUCCCCCUCUUGUACAAUAAUUUUUAUUCUUACCUAAUUAUGCUAUUCAGCAGUACCUUACUCAGUUUCUUUUUUUUUUCCCUGCUGGAAACACUUUUAGAUUUGGUCAUAUAUAAGUACCAAACUUGAUAGAACAAACUUUUGAUUUUUUUUUUAAUGACAGUGUUUUAGGAUAUUAAGUAACUCAGUAAAUCUAGCCUCUAGUCUCAGUAGCUGUAUUUGCAGAAUUCUUAAUUCCUGAGCCAAGUCAGAGAUGGUCCACCAAAUUUCUCCCCAUUUUUCUGCAGUGCCAGCAUGUGUUUUCUGCACUCUCUCUCAUUUUCAUGUGAAAAAAAUUUGGUUUCCUGGCGUCUAACCCACAUUAGUGGGCUUAAGAAUUUGGAGGAGGAGUUCAAGAUCCACUAAUAGGCAGCAGCUGUCUCUAGCCUUUGCAAGAUCAAUAAUUUUACCUUCCUUAGGGGUGUACAUUUUAAGGCUGAACAUCAGUUUUCAUUUAGAUUUAGGAUUCAUACACAGUAAAUAUAAAUAAGUUUAGUGUCAGAAACAGGAAGAAUGGCCGUAUACAACAACCCCUUGGUUAAAUGUUAAAUUUAGCCCUGACCAUACGUUAAGACUUGAAUAUUUUUUCUAAUAAAAAUAGAGUGUGUUGAAAUGUUUACAUGUGCUUUGAUCUUCCUGAAUCACUUAGAACUAAUGUGCUUUAUUCUCCAAGUGUCAUGUUCCUGAAUGUUGCAUGUGCUUUAUACAGUACUUUGGGCAUUAGCCAUACAUGGGCCUAGAUGUU